Molecule: messenger RNA, 11134 nt
Organism: Gigantopelta aegis
Lineage: Eukaryota; Metazoa; Mollusca; Gastropoda; Neomphalida; Peltospiridae
Product: zinc finger protein castor homolog 1-like
Exons: 10
Coding region: 40-5616 (1858 amino acids)
Biological process (GO): positive regulation of transcription by RNA polymerase II; regulation of neuron differentiation
Cellular component (GO): nucleus
Molecular function (GO): DNA-binding transcription factor activity, RNA polymerase II-specific; RNA polymerase II transcription regulatory region sequence-specific DNA binding
Source: RefSeq, a predicted model, not a curated record
UGUGAUCAAAACUAAGAAGUGUAACGAAACUAAUUAAAAAUGGCUGCCCUGUCACUGAAGUUAGGCAAACUUGAUGCCAUAUGUGCCAAGCUGAAGUGCGGCCUUUCAUCCAGCAAGGUGAACGACAGCAAUGGUGUCUGUGGCAACAAUGGCAUCAAUGAUGGCAUCAGUAUUGGCAGCAACACUGGCAUCAAAAGUGCCAUCAACAGUAGCAACAGCAUCGAGGAACAGUCAGUUCCGGUGUGUGCGUUGGACUCCGCUGCCAAAAAACAAGCGAUGAUGAAGUCUGCGUUCGUCGAAGUUCAGGAGAAGAAACUCGGAGAAGGUGCUAGCGAAAUAUCCAGUGGUGGAUCGCCUGAAAGCAAUAACAACAAUAAGAAACUUGCCGACUACAACAAGAGUUUCGAAACGACAGUGUGCCACACUUCCGACCUGAAUCCUUUGACAGGGUCGGGUCGCAAGAAGAGCCGGAAAUCUUCGACUCCAAGAAGCAUUCCUUUUAGCAAGGCGUUUAGUAGUUCGGAAUUCUGUGACGAAAAGGACGAUCUGUCUGAAUACGAAAUUAACAACCAGAGCAGAGAUUUGUCCUCGCGUGCUAGCAGUGACAGAGAGUUGGAAGAAAUGGAAGAAUUUUUAGACGAUAACAGUGCUUCAUUUGCCAGCUCCGGAGUCACGUCGCCAAAUGACUUCGACCGCUCGUCUAAUUGUGAAUUUGACGAAACGCCCGAUUUGGAGGAUGGAAAUGUUCACAGGCCUUCGGAAAGUAAGUCGAGAUCCCCUCUUGAUUUGUCCAUCGGGCGAAAUGAUGACGACUCGAGGGAAAGUUUGUCGACCGAUUUCAGUGACAGGGAUAUGGCACCGCCGUACAAGAACACUUUCGAUUCCACUGCUGACCAAUCGAUACAUUCCACUGCUGCUAAGGACCAAUCGCUGCAGCCCGUGCUCGUUGCCAGCGGCAACAGCCCGGAUGCGACGGAGGUGCGGGUUUUACAAGACUAUGCAAACAACACAAUGAACGAACUGCUGAGUAUUUACGGGUUCAGUGGACCGCCGGAACCGCUGACGAAGCAAAUUCCGUUAGAAAACUUUUCCAAAUACCAGAAAGCUGCUCAAAGCCUUGCUCAAAGUCUCGAGGGCAACAUGAAGGCGGGCGACCCGGGUAUGCCGACAAAAUCACACUUGUUACCGAACGGCUUCUCUCAGAGGUCGGCCAAGGGACUGUACUCUAGUCUUUCUGCCACAGCAAAGCUUGCUCAUUUGAAUGGAGGCCCCAAACAUCUCAACCGAAAUGCUGGUGGGGAGUUUUCCAAGUUCAAGUUGUCUCAUAUACGUGGACUGAAGUCUCCAGUCUCGGGAAGUUUCGUCAAAUCAGUGACAAGUCCGGGGCGAAAACUAAGUCAAGCCAAACAGAUUGCCGGUUACCCGGAUUAUACAAAAUACUUAAAAAGAUACAGUAAUGAAGAUGACUGUGCUAACCCUCAUUGUAAAGAUCUGGGCUACCGAGAUCAUUACCAUUGUCUGGACUGCAGCUUUAAGGUGUUUGUUAAGAAGGAGGAGAUGGUUCGCCACUUCAAGUGGCACAAGAAGCGCGAGGACUCACUCCAACAUGGCUUCCUCCGCUUCAGUCCCAUGGAUGACUGCAGUAAGAAGUAUAACAGAUGUACUCACAAUGGACGCCAGACACACUAUCAUUGUAUACAGAAUGGCUGUGAUAAAGUAUACAUCAGUACCUCAGAUGUCCAGAUGCAUGCGAACUACCACCGAAAGGAUUCGGCCAUCAUCCAGGAAGGAUUUCAGCGAUUCCGUGCCACAGAGGAUUGUGGGACGACUUCCUGCUCGUUCUACGGUCAGCGCACGACACAUUUCCACUGUCGACGAGCCACCUGUAACUUCACCUUCAAAAACAAAGCUGACAUGGAAAAGCACAAGAGUUACCACCAGAAAGAUGAAGUUCUGAGUCGCGACGGUUUUAAGAAGUUUAUGAAGUACGAGCACUGUUCUUUUACCAACUGCCGCUACUCCAAGAUCAGCAAUCACAUCCACUGUAUUAGAUCAGGCUGCAACUACGUGCUUCAUUCAACGGCUCAGCUAUAUUCUCACAAGCGGCGACAUGAGAGACGAGACUUUGAAAACGCGUACCGGAACUUCCGACAGGUCCAACGACAGUCCCACCAGACCCCAAAUCGUCAAGCUGUGCCACCGCAAGGUUUCACCUCACUCCAGACAAAACCUGCGUCCAUCCAACCGAACCCCUUGCUUUCCACUCUACCGGUUCUCUCGCCCGGGACACAGACCAGUAUUCCCAUGGGGCAACAGUCAAUUCCGUCGAUGUCACUGCCGCUGACCAUCAAAACGGAAGCGGGGAAGACGAUAGCAGUCCAGAAUGUCGUUCACACGGAGAUGGAUGGAAAACAGGUGCUGGUGCCUGGCACGGAUGUGAAAAGUCCGUCGAUUAUGGUUCCUGUUACGUCUUUAUCCGGGUCGUCCAUCGCCUACGGUAACGCUGUCAUUCCCAUCAGUGGAAUAAGUCCAUCGGCAUCUGUCAGCGGAAUACUUUCAUCACCGUCCAAAUCCUUAGGUGAUAUAAGUCCCGUAUCCGUUCCUGUUGGUGGAAUAAGUCCAGUAUCUGCAUCUGUUAGUGGAAUAAGUCAGUUAUCCACACCCAGUAGUUGCAUAAGUCCGUUAGCUGCACCCACCAGUGGUGUUAAUUUGUCGUCUGCACCUGUUGGUGGUACACCCCAGUCUUCUGCUCCUGCAAAUGAAGUCCCAGUGAAAAGGGAAGUCCAGUCACCCCCGGUCAGUAAAGCACCCCCUGGUUCGAUCAGUGCGGAACCUUCCUUGUUAUCGAACUACGGUGAUGUUGUGAAGGGAGAGAAUUUAGGAGAUUCAUUGACCCUGCCAAUUCCGACUUAUUCACAGCCGACAUCGGCGUCAAUGGUCGUGACUCCUGCGUCACCAGCACCAUCAGCACUGAUGUCAGCGACGCAGUCAUCUUCAGCUUCCCUGAACAUUAUGCAGCAGCAACGUGUGGCGGAAAAUUGGAGAAUUCCUCGUGAAAAAGACGAAGCUUGGAAAAGCUAUUUGAUCAGAUACACGGCGAACGACCCCUGCAACUCCCGCUGCCAGUACCUAUACAAGGAUCACUACCACUGCAAGGUGGACGGCUGUGUCGUGCUGUUCAGAUCUAAGGAUGGUGUCCGCGAACACGCCAAAUUCCAUGAAAUCCAGGACCGGAUCACGCCGCUGGUUUACAUCAAGUUCGAGGCAGACGAGGCGUGUCAGCACAGCUGUCAGUUCAGUCUGCAGGAGAAACACUACCACUGUAACUGGACUGGUUGUUCUCACGAAAUCCCGGCAUCUGGUCCAGCGUUCGCCCGCCUCGAACACUACCGAAUCCACGAAUACGCCAAAGCCUCCAUCGGGAAGGUCCGGUAUGGCAGCAACAAACAGGAAUCUGACAUCGAGAAACGCAGACGCGGCCGACCACCAAAAUUCCCCAAAGGCGAGAUCCCCAGAAUUCCAAAAGUCGAACUGCCCAACGACGUGAUCGCCGAAUCGGUGCGCCUGUUCAUUGAAGGAAAAUUCAACCAGGACAGCGACGUGAUCAACGGGUUUCAGCGUUUCCGGGCGGGAACCAGUUGCCCCGACGACCAGUGUCUGUUCUACAAGAAGGAGCACUUCCACUGCGCGCGGGCCCGGUGUCACCACGCCACGGACCGGCUGGACGUCCUGAACCUCCACGCAAAGGACUUCCACAACUUUGUGAAUAUUUUAGAAGGCUUCGAGUUCUUCGACCGUAACAUUGACUGCCGUCGCGUGCACUGCCACAACAACCGCGCCAACCGCCACUUCCAUUGCCUCAAGCCGAAGUGCGACUACUCGUUUGUGCGCCACAGCACGAUGGCGCAGCACGACAAGAAGCACCGGUAUGGGUCAGCAUCAGCGUCGGUAUUAUCGGCGUCGCAGAAAGUCCCGUCACUGCUCUACCAGAAGGAGAUGGCAGCGUUUAUCCCCAUCGUGCCAACCCAAACGUCCAUUGCGACCAACGAUCCCAACAGCAAGACUGUGAUAAAGCCCGCCGGCACGUUCUACCCGGUUUCGCCAUCAUCGAAGCGGCAGAAGAAUUCCGGUCCUCCGACCGUCCCACACAUCAAUCCGGCUCUCACGCAGUUGGUCUCGCAGGUGGUUUCAACGGCCAUUGUGAACGCCGGUUCGACGACCAUCAUUCAGCAGCCGAUGAUCAGUCAGAUGAUGCUGCCCAUGCUUCCAAUGCAGAUGGUUCCACCGAACACGAUCCCUCUAGCCAGUCUCCUGAAACAGAAGGGCCCCAACGCUCUGCCACAGCCCAACUGGGCUUCGCUGAAGAACCGGAUGCACUUCGCAAUUGACUCGAACUGCGGCCGGCCAUUCUGUAAGUUGAAGAAGCGGGACCACUACCACUGUCUGGAGUGUAACCAGGCCUUCUCGGAUCCCAUCCGGCUCCGUAUGCAUGUAGGUAAACACGGGAUCUCCUUCGAACGCUUGGAUCCAGGCAUGAGGGGGAUGAAACCGCAGGCCAUAGCUCCGAAACCGUCGCAUGUUCCGGUGGCUGUUCCGACGACAGAGUGCGGGCUGGAUCUUUCUAGCAACUCUCAAACAGGUGCAGGCACAGAUGUAAUUGAUGCUGUGCCAGAAAAUGUCUCGUGUGAGGACGUAUCUGUUAAUAAUCAAGAUGACAAAACCAGAGGAGCUAUUGUGAAUCUUAGAAUUGCGGAUUCCAAAAUUGAACUUUCUGAAGGUGUGGAAAAUAACAGCGGAUCGGAUUUUGAGCUUCACAUGGGAACAGUGGAUUCAGACAAUGACGCAGACGAACUGGGGUGUUUGGAAAUCGACGAGUCAUUCGAGGAACCGAAGUCGAGCGAUCACGACAACAGUUUCGAGGGUCUUACCAGUCCCGACGAAAGUUCUACCACUGAUGUUUUUGCGUCACUGAACUCUCGACGGUCGGGUCGAAAACGAACGCACACUCGCCACGACGAUUUCAUCGACAGCGAUUCUGCGCUCGUGAAGCCAAGAAGACUGUCGAGUCCUCGUCGGGCUGGAGACAAGGACGAAUCGGUGCCGGAUGGAUACCAGCGGUACUGGUACAACGAAGACUGCCGACAGUCGCACUGCGCCUACCGACAGAGUGUCACGCACUUCCACUGCUCGCGACCCGACUGCGGCUACGGCUUCAGUGACCGGUCGCGCAUGGUGCAGCACACGCUGCGUCACAGCCGGCUGAACACCAUCAUGGGGGACGAGUUCCAGCAGUUCCGCGUCACAGUCCCGUGCGGCCGAGCGGACUGCGAGCUGGCAGGCAAGUCGUCUCACUUCCACUGCCUGCGCUGCCCGUUCCUGUGCGCCGACUCCAGCAAGGUGAUGGCCCACCGGAAGUACCACGUGAAGCUGGACAACAUCAGCUCCCACGGCUUCCAGAAGUACACGGGCACGGAGAACUGUGGGGUGGAGGCGUGCACGUACCACAAGAAGCAGACGCACUACCACUGCACGUUCCCUGGCUGCCACCAUGCGGUGCUGGGACCCGCACAGUUCGCGCCACACAAGAUAAAACACUCCGAAGAAGAACUUAAUUAGAUUUUUUUUGGGGGGAGGGGGGGUACAUUAAAAAUAUUUUAGUAUCAUGAACUAUUUUCAUUACAUUAAAAUCUUUUUUUUUUUUAAAAGAAAAAAAUAUAUUAAAAAAAAGACGUUUAUUUUAAUGAAAUACAUGUAUUUGCUGUACAUGUACUUAGAAGCUAUCAGAACAAACGGUGGGUGGGUGGGGGUAAUCUGUUUACCAGAAUUUUAAAACCAGUUUUAGAAAAUAUAUAUUUAUUAUUUGUUUAAAAUUAUUAUCUAGGUAAUAAUUUUUGCAUUUGCCUUUAGGUUAGUUUAUCUGCAUUAGAUAUAAUUUGUCAUCCUUUACUUAUAGUACAUGUAUGUUACCAUAUGUUAAAACACAGACAUCUAAUUAUGUAGAAAACACAAGCUUUCCCCCCCCAUCUAGAUUUCACACUUCACAUGCAAGACUAAAUCAGUUUCCAGUUUAAUUUGAAUGGAAUUUGAUUUCUGUAUUUAAAUUAAGGCUCAGUGUUGAAAUUUACAUUCCAGUAGAAACAGAAUUUGACCCAGAUUUGUCAGUUAGGGCCAUUUCCCAUGUGUUUGGUUUUUUAACCAUGGGAUUCCAGAUUAAUUUUGGAACAGCCUAAUUUUAAUAGAACAAACAUGUAUAGGUUACUGUAAACCAGAUCAUUAUUGUUGUAUUAUUUUUUUAUUUUUUGUGUGAACAACAUUGAUAACUGCAAUGCAUAUCUCCAAUGAAAGUAAUGUAUGUGUAUAAAUUUUGCUACUUGAGUUUGGGCACAAGUGAUGUGAAAUUUAUAUGCAAGCAAUAUUUUCUUGAUUUACAGUAAUUAACUGCUGAUAUUUUAUUAAAUAUGCUGUAUUAGAAUUUCACAUUUUAUACAAAUGUUGACACAUUCCUUUUCCCUUUUGCAACUGGACAAGUGUGAAAUGAUACCAUGUGCUACAAAUGUAAUAGAAACUGCAUUCAGUUUUUACACAAAGUGUAACAAUUUAAAUAACAAAAAAAUAAAAGUAAAAAAUAUAUCUGUACAUUAAUUAUUAUAUAUGACUGGUGAUGUUGGUUUUUUUUACUGUUAGACUUUCACAUUUUAUAGAAAUGUUAAUAGACACAUCUUAUAUUAUUAGACCUAUUGAAAAUAACCCAAUUCAUAGUAUGAAUGUAUGUAUGAAUCUUGCAUGUAAAUGCAAUGGUUCUACUUAGUAGAAUUCUGUACAUUUUGUACAGUUUUUCAAGUUAUAAGAUGGCGGAGUUAAAAAAAAAAAAAAAAAGCCGGUUAUACACCACUGCUGAUAUUUAUUUAUUCUAUUAUUUUUUAAUCUGCUAGACUCACAUUUUAUGCAAAUUAUGAAUACAUACACGCCUAUGUUACUGGGUCUAUACUCAAAAUUACACCAUGUGUACCUGUAAACGUGAUGGCCUUUCUUAGUAGAAAGUUAUAAAUUACAUUAAAUUUGUAACUGUUCCUGUUAGGGAGCAUCAGAGUUUUAAUGAAAUCUGUACGUUACAUAACUGCUGAUCUUUUUGGUUUUCUUAUUGAAUAUGUUAAGACUAACAUUUUAUGCAAAUUAUUAAUACACAGCUUCUGUUACUGGGCGUUCUUACAAACUGCAUUCAGUUUGUACAGUUUUUCCAGUCAUAGGAUGCCAGAGUCUGUAGACUAUACAACUGCUGUUUUUGUUUUUUUGUUUUUUUUAACAUGUUAAAGACUUCAAUAUUUUAUGGAAUUAUUAAUACACUCUUUAUGUUACUGGCCUCUACUCAAAAUCACACCAUGAGCUCAUGUGAACAUGAUGGACUUUUGUACUAGAAAGUUAAAAACUACAACAAUUUGGAUCUGUUGCCGUCAAGGGGCACACAACUUUAACAAAAUCUGUAGGUUAUACAACUGCUGAUGUUUUUCUUAUUGAUGAUAUUAUUAAGACUUUAACAUUUUAUGCAAAUUAUUAAUACACACUUUUUGUUACUAGCCCUACAUUAAUUUUGUACAGUUUUUUUCCCAGUCAUAGGAUGCCAGUCUUGUACAGUUUUUUUCCCAGUCAUAGGAUGCCAGUCUUUAGGCUAUACAACUGCUAAUGUUGUUUUUUUUUUUUUUUUUUUUUUUUUUUAAUAUGUUAAGACUUCAGUAUUUUAUGAAAUUAAAAUUAUUAAUACACUCUUUAUGUUACUGAGCCUAUACUCAAAAUAUGCACAUGUAAACGUGAUGAACUUUUUGUAGUAGAAAGUUAAAAACUACAUUAAUUUGGAUCAAGGAGCACUAGAGUUUAACAGAAUCUGUACUUUAUACAACUGCUGAUGUUUUUAUUAUUGAUUAUGUUAAGACUAACAUUUUGUGCAAAUUAUUAAUACACAGCUUAUGUUACGGGCCAACUCAAAUUAAACCAUAUACACAUGUAAACAUGAUGGCCCUUCUUGGUAGAAAACUGGCAGGAUUUUUUACAGUUUUUUCCAGUUAUAGGAUGCCAGAGUUCAACGAAGCCUGUAGGAUAUACAACUACUGGUAUUUUUUGCUUACACAUUUUAUACAAAUUAUUAAUUCCAGUACACACUUUAUGUAAUGAGCCUUGUUGGUAGAAACUGCAAUGAUUUUGUAUAGUUUUUGUGGUCUUAGGAUGCCAGAGUUUAACAAAACCUUUAGUCUGUUAUGACUGCUGAUAAUUUGUGCUUACACAUUUCAUAUAAAUCAUCAAUAUUAUGACACACUUUAUUUUAAUGGGCUUUUUCAGUUAAUACUGCAAUGAUAUUGUAAAGUUUUUUCCAGUCUUAAUUUAAUUAGGAUGCCAAGAGUUUGACCAAACCUGUAGGUUAAACUGCUGAUGUUAGUUGGAAUAUGUUUUAUAUGAUUAUUAACACACAUCUUAUGUUGCUAUGGCUACGAUGUACAAUGUACACAUGUAGAUGCAAAGGGCCUUCUUGGAAAAAACUUUCAAUGAUUUUGUAAAGUUUUUCCAGUCAUAGUAUGCCAAGAAUUUAACCAAACUGUAGGUUAUGCAACUUCUGAUGCUAUUUUUGUAAUAUUUUAGAUUUUCACAUUUUAUAUGGUUAUUAAUACACACCUCAUGUUACUAGGGCAACUCAGAACAAUACCUUGUACAAUGCAAUGAUUUUGUACAGUUUUUUCCAGUCUUAGGAUGCCAAGCGUUUAACAAAAGCUGUAGCUUACACAACUGCUGAUAUUUUUUUGGAAUGUGUUAGACUUUUCACAUUUUAUAUGAUUAUUAACACACACAUAUUUUGUACCAUUCUUUCAGUCUUAGGAAGCCAAUAGUUUAACAAAAGCUGUAGAUUAUACAACUGCUGAUAUUUUUUUAAAUGUGUGACUAUUAGACUUUUCACAUUAUAUAUGAUUAUUAACACACACCUUAUGUUACUAGGACUAUUCAAUACCAUGUACACAUGUUAAAAUGUAGAUAAAAAAUUCUUCUUGACAGAAACUGCAGUGCAUGAUUGUAUACAGUGUUUCCAAUCAUAGGAUGCCAAGAGUUUAACAAAACCUGUAGGUUAUAUGACUGCUGAUAUUUGUUUUGGAGUGUGUUAAGACUUUUUCAAAUUUUUUACGAUUAUUAACACACACCUUAUGUUACUUAAAGUUUAUUAAUACCAUGUACACAUAUUAUGAUUUAAAUAAAAGGCCCUUCGUGAUAAAAACUGUAAUGAUUGUAUAGUGUUUCCAGUCUUAAAAUGCCAAGAGUUUAACAAAAGCUGUAGCUUACACAACUGCUGAUAUUUUUUUAAUGUGUUUGACUUUUCACACUUUUUUACGAUUAUUAACACACACCUUACGUUACGACAUUGCUGAUUCUCUGUUUAAUGUACAUUAAUUGAAAAUUAUUUUAUACACGUUGUUGUGUAGCUUACCUUAGUAGUAAUACUAUUAUAGUUUUAUUUUAUUUUAUUAGAGAUUACAAUGAACAAAUGGAGGCCAAACUGUGUGUGUUGUAGCACAAGAUAAUUAGUAUUAGGAUUUCAAAUGCUGCAUGUGUGUUUUAAAACUGUAUGACCAAUCUAAUAUCAGUGGCCUUUGAAAGGGGAACACAACCUGUCAGUGAAACAUUGCUAGGAUUCUUAACAGGGAUAAAAAAGAAAGAAAAAAGAAGAGGAUUUUUUUAAAAAUAGAGAAUAUAGUAUUCCCCUCAAAACUGUUCUUAUCAUUCUUUGAUAUACUAGUGUGCCUCGAAUAGCCAUCUAGUUUUCAACACUCUUAACAACAAUUAAAAAAAAAAAUUCAAGGUCAUUUCUAUUUCUUAUUAAGGACAAUCUGCUCAUUAUGGAGGCAUUGGGCAAACAUUUUAAACAUAAGAAAUAGGCAUAAAAGAUUUUGCAAUUUGUAUAGGUAGCAUUACACUAAAGAUUUUAUAAGCACAGACAUAUGAAAUAUUUUCACAAGAAGUGAAUAGUGUAUACAUCGAAAACGGUUUUCAGUUGGAAAACAAAAUUUCUUUUGCAGCACUUCAGAUUACUGAUGGGUUUGCGAAACAUUUAUGAAUUUGAAAAUAUUAAAUUUAUACAUGUAUCCUGACUGUUGUUAAAUAUAUAUAUUUUACUUGAUUAAAAAUACAUUUUGUUAUCUUGGUGCCAGUUUGAAUGAAUCAAUGUGCCAUUAAUUCCUGGCAGUAUUGUAUAUAUACAUUGUAUAUAUUUAAACAGACUUCAGGAACUUAAAACUAUUAUUAUUUUUGCAUGUUAAUUAAGUGGAUAAUUAAUUGAUGAAUAACAUUCCGCACUUCACAUUCAUUGCCAUUAAUGUGACUCUAUAAUACCGUUGAUACUGUUGUAUUUUUUUUUAAUUUACAUAAAAUAUAUUUUGAUGUAACGAUGUCCAACUGUUUUUAUCUCUUUACAACAUGUGUUGUUUUGUGUUAUUGUACCAGAUUGGUUAAAGGCAUGGUCAUACAGCAGUGACUUACCAUACUUAGGGCAGAUUCACACAGAUUACGUGAGUUGAAAUAUACAUGGUUUACUUUCCACUUCAGCCAUUUCUAAUUCUUGCUAUCAUAAAGCCAGUUUACAAACAUUGUGCAAAUGCACCUAGCAUUGGCAAGAAAUUAACAAACGUUUUUUUGUACGUUUUUUUUUUUAUGGAUAGCCAUUUAAGAAUAUAUCUAGCUCAGUCUUGGUUGAAGGAUCGAAUUACCUUGGUGGACCCAUUAUUUGACCCCCCCCCCCCCCACACACACACACCAUCCAAGCCAAUGCACCACCAUCUGUAUUUCAAAGACCAUGGUAUGUGCCGCCCUGUUUAUUUGAAAGUGCAUAUAAAAGACCCCUUGCUGCCAGUUCAGUUUCCUCUGAAGACUACAUGCAUGUCAGAAUUAUGAAAAGGUCUGACCAUGAUUAGUCAGUAUGCUCUAUACAGUGGCAUCAUCAAACAAAAUACAUCUUCACUUUUUUGCUAUUAGUAGGUGGCUGGAAUUACAUUAAUUUACGGGACAAAUUAAAUGUAUAUUUUCAGGUUAUAUUUUGUUGGCUCCUUGGCUCCGUAGCCCAGUGGUAAAGUGUUCACUUGAUGCAUGGUUGGUUUACGAUCGA